UCAACAUUAGAACAUUUGUUGAUCAAAAGAUUGGCGAAAAGUCAAGCGCGUCAGAUAGUCACGUGGUGUCCCCUCCCCUUAACCUUGGCGACCGCUGGUCAUGGAGAGCGAUGUGUUCAUGAAGGAUAUCUGGAGGAGAUAGGAUGCCAGUCAGGAGACUGCAGCAUGUCCUAAGACCUCGACAUGUGCAGCCUUUGAUCCCGGUACCUCGGCGCCUGCCGGUUCGUUUACUGUCGAGUACGACAUUGCGAGCCAACGUUCCGACAUGGCCUCAACCGUUGGGUCAACCUCAGACUCCGGUGAACCCUUCAGACGAUGCGAUUCAACAAGUCAUGUCGGAGAAGAACAAGUCGACAGAAGGGAGAUCGAAAUCGUUUCUGGAAACAUGGUCGUCCAGUCCGAGCUUUCAAGCGGCUCUCACGACAGUGGUAGGACUCAUGAUGGUGUUUGUAGGUGGUGUAGGGUAUUUGAGCUGGUACAAAAGUCAUGUGCUCCACAGGAUGGAAAGAGCCUUUGCUCCUGGUUUCGACCCGGCUUUAGAGAUGCAUUCUGAAGAAUCACUGCAUAUCGAAAGGGACGAACAACCUUUGAUAGAUAGUAUCGUCAGAGGGGAACAUGCGGGAUCCUAUUAUCUCAUGAUUGGGCCGAACGGUACGGGCAAGGGUACCCUCAUCCUCAAUGCGAUGCGAAAGAUACAGGCGGAUGGAGCGGCUAUACUGGAGGGCCAUCCUGACCUCGAAGUGGUUCGCUUGAGGCUCGGAAAGAGCUUAGAUUUCGAUUACUUUGAGGACUGGCAAGGAUCUCUUUUUUCCCGAGCGGAUCCUCGAUCGGCCGGGCCCGCGUUAGACAUUGAGCGAGCUUUGAAUAAGCUUGAAAAGGUGGCUUUGAGAUACAAAGCGAAGAAGGGUCGGCCGAUCGUUUUGGUUUUCAAUGAGAUUCACCUUAUCCCGAAUUCUCCGGAAGGGCAUGCAUUACUGCAUCAACUCCAGCAGCGAGCAGAAGCGUGGGCAGAGGGGGGAAUCUGCACAAUGGUAUUUUCAACGGACGAUUUCUGGUGUCUCGAUAUGAUGAAGAAGAAUGCUUCUCGGAUGCAGGUCUUAUCAGUCUACGAUCUACCUCCACACGAAGCCAUCAGUGCUCUUCGUAGAAUCCGGACUUCGACAUUGCGACAUCGAUAUGGACCUGACGCCAAAGUGGAAAAUGAUGCGAUUCUGAGACAGGUAUACGAUCUCGUUGGUGGUCGGAUGAGCCACCUCACACGGGUAUCGAGAGCUGGCGACAUGCUGAAGCGAGCCGAACAAAUGGUUGAGGACGAGAUGCACUGGCUGCAGUCAAAAAUCGGGCUCAUUCCAGACCAUGACGACGAUGUGAUGGACGAGCAGAAAUGGGCAAGUUGCUCUUGGCUUCUUUUACGACACCUUGCCAAGCUGCCAGAAGACGAGCAAUACGUGUCAUAUGGUGAAGCCAGACGGAUCAUGACAAGGACAGAUUUCAUAGAACCCCUAGAUGCGUAUCAGGUCAUCGCCAUAGACCGGCGUCAUAGAAUACGCCUCGACUCCACCCUCAUGCUUCGUGCAGUCGAGCGAGCAAUUGCAGAAGAAGGCUUCGAUGAUCUCUUAGAUCAGACUCGUGCUCGCGUGGACGAGAUUGAAGGACUUCACCGACAAAAUGAACUGACGAUCAAAGAACCCUUCAAGAUCGUCGUGGAUAAGGGAGGGAGACAAUUUGAUGUGAUCGGCUUGGGGGACAGCUUCAAUCCACCCGAUGAGCCCUCCUGACAUGCAUGCACCCUGCUGGAGAGAG
Molecule: messenger RNA, 1803 nt
Organism: Kockovaella imperatae
Lineage: Eukaryota; Fungi; Basidiomycota; Tremellomycetes; Tremellales; Cuniculitremaceae
Exons: 14
Coding region: 144-1778 (544 amino acids)
Source: RefSeq, a predicted model, not a curated record